Molecule: messenger RNA, 877 nt
Organism: Cercospora beticola
Lineage: Eukaryota; Fungi; Ascomycota; Dothideomycetes; Mycosphaerellales; Mycosphaerellaceae
Gene: PCC1
Product: chromatin DNA-binding EKC/KEOPS complex subunit PCC1
Cellular component (GO): EKC/KEOPS complex
Source: RefSeq, a predicted model, not a curated record
CUCACGACCAGACGACAGCCUGCGCGAGACACCAUGGCGGCCGCAGUCGAAGACCCCGAGUUCCCAUGCUCAUUGACGGUACACAUUCCAUUCCCUACAAAUCGCUUGGCUCUGGCCGCUCUGCGGACACUCUCCGUCGACCAGGAACUAUCACCGCUCGUCAAACGACAUUUCAGUCUGGUCGAACCAGUCUCCAACAUUCAGCGCGAUCCCUCAAAGACUCCAUUCGAGGCUUCACUAUGGGACACGCCGCCCGCACAGUCCACAGAAGCACCGUCGAGCAUCGUGAAGAGUGCCAGUAGUCAGGAUGAUGAAAGAAAGACGGUGUUGAAGACUGAGUAUAAGGCUACCACAAAUCGCAUGUUGCGAGUGUCGGUCAAUGGCUUCUUCGAGUCGCUAGGCACUGUCAUGCAGACCAUGGAAGAGCUUGAUCUGGACGUGGUGCACGCGAAGGGACUGGAGAGCCUAGAAGGCGCUCAAGGUGUUGAGCAAGGCUUGACCGGAAGCACUGGUUGAGCAAACGGCACCACCAUAUCGACUCUGCUGGAGAUAUGGAAAAGACUUCGUGAUGAGAUCUGCCUUGGCAAUCGCGGAUAUGGAAGCUACCUUUGCGGCACGAUUCCAGCAUCCACAAAGCGCCUCAUAUUUCAGUGUAAGGUCCUGUUUUGCACCGACAACACAGUAAGAGAUGAAUGUGAGAGCCACGGGAAGAUUGAGACGGACAGUCUGCGGCACAGCCAGUGCAAGGUGCCUGCGACUACAACUGCUCUUUGAGACGGACACCAGAGGUCACAUCUCAUACGUCGCUUCAAAUAUCACGUCGUGAAAUACUGAGCCAUCUCGCAGGAAUUCCCAUUUUGAUCGAUUUGAAUGCCCA